AUGCCGGUUCAAAAACAAAUUGGAGAUGAGUCAUCAUCAGCAAAUCAAUUUCUUCAACAGAUUUUCGAAAGUCGAAUGAAAAAUGAAAUUGACGAGAACGACCUACUGUAUAUUUUGAAUCAUACGGAAUUGUCUCGAACAUUUGAUCGCAAUUCGACGUUUAACAUCGAUCAUUCGAAACUCUUGAUCGCAGCAAUUGCUCAUUCAAAAAAUACAUUAACAUACCCAGAAUUCGUUACUGUAGUCAAUCUUUUACAUUCAUGGAGAAAUCUCUUUCGUCGGCAUGAUCUCGAUCGAAAUGGUAUCAUCGAACCGUACGCUCUCGUUAAUAUUCUCAAUUCUCUUCGAUUCAAUUUAUCUCCAUCGACAUUGGAGACUGUUGUCAAACGAUACUCGACGCGAGCCGAUGAACAUUCUUCGCCGAAAGUUACCUUUGAACACUACAUUCAAGUAUGCGCUCGAUUAACUCUUCUCAAUGAUUUGAUGCAUCAAAAAUCAGGCAACGGUUCACCGAGAAGCAUUUGUUCAUUCUCAAUCGAUGAGUUCAUGCAAUUGGCAUUGAAUUUAUAG
Molecule: messenger RNA, 570 nt
Organism: Adineta ricciae
Lineage: Eukaryota; Metazoa; Rotifera; Eurotatoria; Adinetida; Adinetidae
Source: the annotation of a GenBank genome assembly